Molecule: messenger RNA, 2405 nt
Organism: Onychostoma macrolepis
Lineage: Eukaryota; Metazoa; Chordata; Actinopteri; Cypriniformes; Cyprinidae
Product: sialic acid-binding Ig-like lectin 10
Exons: 10
Coding region: 789-2114 (441 amino acids)
Source: RefSeq, a predicted model, not a curated record
AUUCAGUGUAAGAAGCAUCAGCUUGAGCUCUGAGAGGAUUUCUGUCGUCUUCUCUCUUCUCUGGUGGAGUGCAUGUAAAUGAUGGAAACAUUGGUGACGUUCCUCCUCACUGGAUCUCUGAUACAAGGUGUUUUGUGUGGCUACAAAAUCAAUCUGCCAAACAGAGUAGAAGCUCUAAAAGGAUCCUGUGUUUUCAUACCCUGCACAUUUGAUAUCGAUCAACAAUUGAACAGUUACCUCACUGAUAGUGCAAAGAGAAAAUGGUUUAAAGGCAAUAUCCUCCAGUUUGACUCCAGCAGCCCCAACACUGGACUGUUAAAAGGAGAAAUAUUCGGCACUGCUACACAGAAAAACUGCAGCACACGCUUCGAUAAUGUCAAUCAGAGUCAUGAUGGGUCAUAUUACUUCAGACUUGAAGCCAGCGGUAACUUGCAAUAUAGCUACAAAGAACCUACAUACUCCCAAGUUGAAAUUUCGGUCUUAGGAUCUCCACCCAAACCCACACUGAGUGUCUUUAAGGAUCAGCAGGAGGUGAUGGAGACGGAGGAGGUGAUGGAGGAAGUUCAGUGAGUCUGCGCUGCUCUACUAAGAUCUUCUGUCCGUCUCGUCCACCGUCUCUCACAUGGAGCUCAUCUCUCAAUGAGAACAUCACAGGACGGCAGUAUCAGAACCAAACUGAGCUCAUCUCUGAUCUGAACUUCACUGUUUCUCACCGUCAUCACGGAGUCACUUUCAACUGCUCUGCAACACACCAGCUACAGCAGAAGAUCACAACACAAGAGUCCCAAAUGAUACGAGUUCAGUAUGCUCCUAAAAACACAUCAGUGAGGAUAAACCCAGCUGGUUUAGUUCUUCUGGAGGGUCGUUCAGUGACUCUGAGCUGCAGCAGUGAUGCAAACCCAGCAGUGAACUACACCUGGUACAGAGACACUGAAGAACUCCUGAAUCCAGUUCAGACCGGACCAAACCUGACCAUCAACAACACUGACCCGACACACAGAGGACGAUACUACUGUAGAGCUGAGAACAAACACGGCACUCAGAACACAUCAGUGCUGCUGGAUGUCCAGUAUGCCCCAAAAAACACAUCGCUGUCAGUGUUUCCCUCCAGCUCAGUGAUGGAGGGCAAACCAGUGGCUCUGAACUGCAGGACUGAUGCAAACCCAGCAGAGCUCAACUACACCUGGUACAGAGAGACUGGAUCUCAAUUUGAGUUUCUCCAGACUGGUUAUAAUCACACCUACAUUGUGACAAACCCUACACACGGCGCAUGGUAUGGCUGUAAUGCUCAAAACCAGCAUGGCCAACGCAACGCUACAAUUCAACUUGAUGUUCAGUUUGCACCCAAUAUCUCCAGCUCUUGUAGCCGAAACAGUGUAAUCGCGUGUGUCUGUGAGGCUCAUGGGAAUCCCUGCCCUACACUAGAGUGGCGUCUGUCUGGACAUGUGCUCGCUAACUCUACAGAAACCUCCAUCAGAGAGGAGACGCUAGGAAGCACAGGAGUGAAGAGCGUCCUGACCACCCGUCAGUCCCUCACAGACACGGACGUCCUGCAGUGUUUCAGCUCAAACACUUACGGCAGAGCGAGUCAACAGUUUCAGACCUUCCCAUCAACACAAGAGACAAGUUUCCAUCAUCCAUCAGUGCUGCUCGGAGCUGCUGUCGGCGCGUCAGUGAUGAUGAUCGUGUGCAUCGUGAUGCUCUGCUGUGAACGAAGAAGGAAAGAAAAACCUUCAGAAACCAGACAAGACGACACAUCUGGACUCAUUCUGACUCAAACUGCCGUUGCUCUGGAUAAUGACGGCCAGUUUGUUUACGGCAAUAAAGGCAUGCUGUCAUCCACCGCACCGAGUUCACCAGAAUCUCUUCAUUAUUCCUCCAUCGACUUCACAAACACUGAACCACCGUCAGGAGAGAUCACGGGCAUCGCCUCGCUGACCAGUGAAUACGCUACGGUCCGACACCGUCCUGCAGGAGCCACAGACACAGAGAACAACACCUCAACAUCUGAGACAGAGCCUAAAAAACAAGACGUGACAGCAGAGAUCACAGACACCUCAUCACCAGCAUCAGAAGAUAUGAUUUAUGAAAACGUGCACCAGAGGGAUUUUUAGAGCGAUUUAAGAGGAAUGACUUACUUUCAUCUGUGGAACAUAAAAGAAGAUAUUUUAUAUUUUAAGAUAUUUUUUCUCAGUGUUUUAACAGGGUAGUUUGCCCAAAGAGGCCAAGAUGUAAGUGAUGUUGUCAUGUGUAGAAGAGUAAAGAAGAUUUUUAGCUGACACUGUGCUUCUUGGUGAUUCAUAAAAUGCAUGUUAAUGGGUACCGGCACUUUGAGGGUCAAAAAAAAGCAAACAUGCUAUUACAAGUAAUCCAGUCCUGUAUAAUUUAUUUUUAUGCAUUUUAUU